Gloeophyllum trabeum ATCC 11539 is the source of this 4230-nucleotide messenger RNA. RefSeq lists its product as uncharacterized. Gene Ontology annotation, cellular component: nucleus; mRNA cleavage and polyadenylation specificity factor complex. Lineage: Eukaryota; Fungi; Basidiomycota; Agaricomycetes; Gloeophyllales; Gloeophyllaceae. Gene Ontology annotation, molecular function: nucleic acid binding; protein binding. The record is from RefSeq and is a predicted model, not a curated record. The transcript has 24 exons. Bases 1 to 4230 code for a protein of 1409 amino acids.
AUGCAAGCUUUGCGUCAAGAGAUUCUGCCCGCAAGCGGGGUAGAGUUUACGACUAGCCUCCGUCUCACCCCUUCGACACUUUAUGGCGACGUCCUUCCGACCCCGCCCAAUGCCACAGCUCGCCAGGAAUUCGCGGCUCGAGCGCUCUGCAAUGUCGUCGUGGCGCGCUCAAACAUCCUGCGUAUUUUUGAAGUGAGAGAGGAGCCGGUGCCUAUCCCGGAUAACAUAGAAGAUGAACGGGAGAAAAGAGGGCGCGUUCGGCGAGGGACAGAGGCAGUGGAGGGAGAAGUCGAGAUGGACGAGCAGGGGGAGGGAUUCGUGAAUAUGGGCGCAGCAAAGAAUGAUAGCGCGUACGCCAAUACUCGUACGCGCCUGUACCUGAUCCGUGAACACCGCCUACAUGGCACGGUCACAGGCAUGGAGUCCGUCAAAAUAAUGUCCACACUAGAAGAUAAGCUGGACAGACUACUGGUUUCCUUCAAAGACGCGAAGAUUGCCUUGCUGGAAUGGUCGACAGCCGUCCAGGAUCUCAUAACUGUGUCAAUCCACACAUAUGAGCGUGCGCCACAGUUGAUGUCCCUCGAUGCUCCUCUCUAUCAAUCACAGCUCCGCGUAGACCCGCUUUCUCGUGUUGCCGCGCUCUCGCUGCCGAACGACGCCCUCGCGAUACUUCCAUUCUACCAAAGCCAGGCCGAACUGGACGUGCUAGACCAGGACCAAAGCCAGAUUCGGGACGUUCCGUAUUCGCCGAGUUUCAUCCUCGACUUGACAGCGGAGGUGGACGAGCGAAUCCAUAACGUCAUAGACUAUGCCUUCCUCUCAGGAUUCAACAAUCCGACGGUUGCCGUGCUAUUCCAGCCGCAGCAGACAUGGACCGGUCGCCUCAAGGAAUACAAGGACACUGUGAAGCUGUUUAUCUUCACACUGGACCUGGUUACCCGGACCUAUCCGGUGAUCAAUGCUAUUGAAGGGCUUCCGUAUGAUUGCACUGCCUUGAUAACUUGUGAUGCCUCGUUGGGAGGAGUAGUCGCCCUCACUACCAACUCCAUCAUCUAUAUCGACGCCACCGCUCGCAAACUCAUCCUACCGGUCAACGGCUGGGCAUCGCGAGUGAGCGACUUGCCAUUGCCUGCGUUGUCCCCAGAGGAGCAGGAGAGGAAUCUCCAGCUGGAAGGCAGCCGGUGCAUUUUUGUGGACGAACAUAUGAUGUUUCUCGUACUGCGGGACGGUCUGGUGUAUCCAAUAGAAUUCGUGCUGGAGGGCAAAACCGUCACGAAAUUAUCGAUGGCUUCCGCGCUGGCUCAGACCACUAUUCCGUCAACCAUCAGGAAAGUCGGUAACGAGUAUAUCUUCGUCGCGAGUGCUGUAGGACCUUCCGCCCUUCUGAAGGCAUCCAGAGUCGAAGAAAUAGUCGUGGAGGAUGCCCCAACUGCGCCUUCACCGGCGACUGUCGUUACUGCCGCGGAUAAAAUGGAUGUCGACGAGGAUGAAGGAAAACGUUCUGUCGUCCAUCUCUCACUUUGCGAUACUCUCCCUGCCCAUGGGCCCAUAUCCGACAUCACAUUCUCAGUAACCAAGAAUGGCGAUCGACCAGUAUCUGAGCUAGUGGCCGCAACCGGAGUCGGUGUGCUCGGCGGCUUCACUCUCUUCCAGCGAGACCUACCUACUCGAGUCAAGCGCAAGCUGCAUGCAAUCGGUGGUGGUCGGGGCAUGUGGGCGCUGCCCCUCCGUCAAACCGUCAAGAUCAACGGAAGUUCAUAUGAUAAAGCCAGAAACCAGGCGGAGAACGACACCAUCAUCGUUAGCACAGAUGCAAACCCGUCGCCGGGCUUGUCUCGUGUGACGAAGACAGACAUAACCAUCACCACCAGGAUACCUGGCACUACAAUAGGCGCUGCACCAUUUUUCGGCCGAACGGCUAUUUUACAUGUGAUGAGCAACGCUAUCCGAGUGCUCGAACCUGAUGGCACUGAACGUCAGGUCAUCAAAGACCUCGAAAACCAAAUGAGCCGGCCCAAAAUACGAUUCUGUAGUAUCUGUGAUCCGUUUGUUCUCAUCAUCAGAGAAGACGAUUCUUUGGGACUGUUCAUCGGCGAACCGGAGCGCGGCAAGAUCAGGCGCAAGGACAUGUCUCCUAUGGGUGAAAAGACCUCUCGUUAUCUAGCCGGGUGCUUCUAUAGCGAUGCCAGUGGUCUUUUCCGGACACAGUCACCAAUUCGGUCCCGAUCGCGCAGUGCCAAUGCUAUGGACACGCCGGCUACUACAACGCUUCAAACGAUCCUGGACGCGGGCACUAAAAGUCAAUGGCUGGUACUCGUGCGACCGCAGGGAGUAUUGGAGAUUUGGACCUUACCCAAGUUGACGUUGGUCUUCUCGACAUCAGCUAUUGCCACGCUCCAAGACGUGCUUGUAGAUUCAUCCGACCCACCUGCACUAUCUUUGCCGCAGGAUCCUCCACGCAAACCACAAGACUUGGACAUAGAGCAAGUACUUAUGGCACCCCUAGGGGAGUCAUCGCCGAAGCCGCAUCUCUUCGUAUUCCUGCGCUCCGGCAUAUUAACUGUUUACGAAGCGUUCCAACUGGAUCAGGCGCCCGUGGAACAAUCUGCAACAAGAGCCUCGUUGAUGGUACAGUUCGUCAAAGUUGCUUCUCGAGCUUUCGACAUUCAGCGUGCCGAAGAGACGGAGAAGACUAUUUUGGCUGAGCAGAAGAAAAUCCUGCGGCAGCUCAUUCCAUUUGUCACAUCCCCCUCUUCGGGAGUAGUCUACUCGGGGGUCUUCUUCACCGGCGAUCAUCCGUCGUGGAUCUUAGCUACCGACAAGAGCGGAGUUCGAAUCCAUAGCUCAGGACACAACGUUGUCCACGCUUUUACCUCGUGUUCAUUAUGGGAAUCGAAAGGAGACUUUCUCCUCUAUUCUGAUGAGGGCCCGAGUCUGCUGGAGUGGAUCCCAGGCGUGCAAAUCACUUCGGAGCUGCCUUCACGAUCAGUUCACAAGGGCAGAGCAUAUUCCAAUAUCGUAUAUGAUUCUUCGACUUCACUGUUGGUUGCCGCCAGCGUCAGGCAGGCGAAGUUCACAUCUUACGACGACGACGGCAAUUGUCUCUGGGAGCCGGAUGCGACAAAUGUCUCAUACCCUACAUGUGACUGCUCGUCAUUAGAAUUACUUUCCCCUGAAACAUGGUCUGUCAUGGACGGGUAUGAAUUCGCUCCCAACGAAUUCGUGAACACUAUGGAAUGUGUGGCUCUGGAAACGCUGAGCACGGAGGCGGGUACCAAAGAGUUCAUUGCCGUAGGGACAACUAUUGACCGUGGCGAGGACCUUGCUGUCAAGGGUGGCACUUAUAUCUUCGAAGUCGUCGAAGUCGUCCCUGAUCCAUCCUCUUCUUUCAAACGGUUGUACAGACUAAAGUUGCGCUGCCGAGACGACGCCAAGGGUCCGGUGACAGCAGUUUGCGGUUUGAAUGGGUACCUAGUGUCGUCUAUGGGCCAAAAGAUCUACGUUCGAGCCCUGGACUUGGACGAGCGGCUAGUCGGAGUGGCGUUCCUAGAUGUUGGCGUCUCCGUCACAUCUCUACGCUCCCUCAAAAAUCUGCUCUUGAUAGGAGACGCGGUGAAGAGCGUAUGGUUUGUGGCAUUUCAGGAAGAUCCUUACAAGCUCGCCAUCCUAGCAAAAGACAUUCAUCCUCACUGCGUCACCAACGUCAAUUUCUUCUUCACAGAUAACCAGCUGUCGAUUGUGACGAGCGACGAAGAUGGGAUAGUGCGGAUGUACGAGUACGACCCACACGAUCCUGAGUCUAAGAAUGGUCAAAUCCUUCUGUGUCGUACGGAAUUCCAUGGUCAAGUCCAAACAUCCACUUCUUUGGUCAUAGCAAGACGGACGAAGGACGAUCCUGUGAUUCCUCAGUCGAAGCUUAUCUAUGGGUCAAUUGACGGAUCACUCACGGCACUCGUGCCCGUUGAGGAGUCUGCGGCCAAGCGGCUGCAGCUCCUACAGGGACAACUCACGCGUAACGUCCAGCACGUUGCUGCGCUGAAUCCCAGAGCCUUCCGGAUUGUCCGCAACGAUUACUUCUCAAAACCCCUCACGAAGGGGAUACUGGACUAUAACCUGCUGAUGCACUUUGAGAGCCUUCCCAUAGAUAGGCAGAACGAGAUGACCAGGCAGAUCGGAACGGAGAGGACUGUCGUUCUGCGGGACUGGAUGGCUGUCGGAGGGGCAUGGUAG